CUCGCCCGCUCCCUCCCCUCCUGGAGUCGGAGUGCUGUUUUUGUUGUUGGUGAAAGGUGAGGGGAACAGCUGAUACGUCUGUGGGGAGGGCAGCAUGGAGGAGUCAUCUCUAAGCCGGCCACCAUCCCGGGGUGGAGUCACCUUUCUGAAUGUCGCCCGGACCUACAUCCCCAACACCAAGGUGGAAUGUCACUACACCCUUCCCCCGGGUACCAUGCCCAGCGCCAGUGACUGGAUUGGCAUCUUCAAGGUGGAGGCGGCCUGCGUCCGGGAUUACCAUACAUUUGUGUGGUCUUCGGUGCCCGAGAGUCCGGCUGCUGGUUCUCCCAUCCACGCCAGUGUCCAGUUCCAAGCCAGCUACCUGCCCAAACCGGGAGCCCAGCUCUACCAGUUCCGCUAUGUGAACCGCCAGGGCCGGGUGUGCGGGCAGAGCCCCCCUUUCCAGUUCCGAGAGCCGAGGCCCAUGGAUGAACUGGUGACCCUGGAGGAGGCAGACGGCGGCUCUGACAUCCUGCUUGUGGUCCCCAAGGCCACCGUACUGCAGAACCAGCUGGAUGAGAGCCAGCAAGAGCGGAAUGACCUGAUGCAGCGGAAGCUGCACCUGGAGGGCCAGGUGACAGAGCUGAGGAGCCGCGUGCAGGAGCUCGAGACGGCCCUGGCAGCUGGCAGGCAGGAGCACGCCGAGCUCCUGGAGCAGUACAAGGGCCUUGCGCGGUCCCACGGGGAGGUCACGGAAGAACGAGACGUCCUGAGCCGGCAGCAGGGCGACCACGUGGCACGCAUCCUGGAGCUGGAAGACGACAUCCAGGCCAUCAGUGAGAAAGUACUGACAAAGGAGGUGGAGCUGGACAGGGUGAGAGACGCAGUGAAGGCCCUGACUCGGGAGCAGGAGAGGCUCCUCGGCCAGCUGAAGGAGGUGCAAGCCGACAAGGAGCAAAGCGAGGCUGAGCUCCAGAUGGCACAACAGGAGGCCCGGCGCUUAAACCUGGAGCUGCAGGAGGCCAAGGGCCGGCAGGAGGAGCAGGGCGCCCAGGCCCAGCGCCUGAAGGACAAGGUGGCCCAGAUGAAGGGCGCCCUCAGCCAGACCCAGCAGCGGGUGGCUGAGCUGGAGCCUCUGAAGGAGCAGCUUCGAGGGGUCCAGGAGCUGGCCGCGUCCAGCCAGCAGAAGGCCGCGCUCCUUGGGGAGGAGCUGGCCAGCGCAGCGGGAGCCAGGGACCGCACCAUAGCCGAGCUGCACCGCAGCCGCCUGGAAGUGGCCGAAGUCAGCGGCAGGCUGGCAGAGCUCAGCCUGCACGUGAAGGAGGAAAGAUGCCAGUGGAGCAAGGAGCGGGCCGGGCUGCUGCAGAGCAUGGAGGCAGAGAAGGACAAGAUCCUGAAGCUGAGCGCAGAGGUCCUACGACUGGAGAAGGCGGUUCAGGACGAGAGGGCCCAGAGUCAAGUGUUCAAGACGGAACUGGCCCGGGAGACAGAUUCCAGCCUGGUGCAGCUGUCAGAGAGCAAGCGGGAGCUGACCGAGCUGCGGUCAGCCCUGCGCGUGCUGCAGAAGGAGAAGGAGCAGCUACAGGAGGAGAAGCAGGAGCUGCUCGAGUACAUGAGAAAGCUGGAAGCCCGCCUGGAGAAGGUGGCUGACGAGAAGUGGAAUGAGGACGCUGCCACGGAGGACGAGGAGGCCACGGCAGGGCCGAGCUGCCCGACCGCCCUGACAGACUCUGAAGAUGAGUCCCCAGAAGACAUGAGGCUCCCACCCUAUGGCCUGUGCGAGCAUGGAGACCCGAGCCCUUCUCCUGCCGGGCCCCGAGAAGCUUCUCCCCUGGUCGUCAUCAGCCAGCCGGCUCCCAUCGCUCCGCACCUCUCGGGCCCGGCUGAGGACAGCAGCUCGGACUCGGAGGCUGAAGACGAGAAGUCAGUCCUGAUGGCAGCUGUGCAGAGCGGGGGUGAGGAGGCCAACCUGCUGCUCCCUGAGCUGGGCAGUGCCUUCUAUGACAUGGCCAGUGGCUUUGCAGUGGGGGCCCUGGCCGAGGCCAGCGCCGGGGACCCUGCCACACCACCGUGGAGGGAGUGCCCCAUCUGCAAGGAGCGCUUCCCUGCCGAGAGCGACAAGGACGCCCUGGAGGACCACAUGGACGGACACUUCUUCUUCAGCACCCAGGACCCCUUCACCUUUGAGUGACCCCAGCACCUCCCCUGGUACACGGACGCGUGCAUGCACACACACACACACACACACCCCUACACUCAGGUCUCACGCCCCUUCCCCGACACCCUGGGCUCCCUGAUAUUCUGUUUCCUAAGAACUGCUCCUGUGGGCCCUGCUUUCGUUCGAGUUUCCUAAGUUCAUCCUCCCCUCCUGGGCUCCUGCAUCCCCGGCAGCAGCUGAGCUCACCCCGGAAGUGGUGUUGGCAGAACCAGGAUGGAGGAGGCCUUCCCUGGGGGGAACCACAUGGUUCCCUCCUAGCCCUGGCUGCCUGAUUCUCACACGGCCGCCGAGCUCACACACUCACACUCACACUCGCACUCCCUUCUUUGAUGCCCCAAAGCCAAUUCCAGGGGCACCCCUCCCCCUCUUAUUUGGAAUUUGUUUGUUCACCUGAGUUUUCUUGGGCCUGCAGAGAGGCAGUGGCGUGGGCAUCCUGGCCGCCCCAGGCCUGCUUCAGUUCUCAGCUGCAUCUCCUCUUCCUGUUGCCCCCUUGCCUUCCACGCCCUGCCCAGCCUUUCCCAGCCUUUCCGCCAGCCUUAGAGAUCCAGUUUGGAGGUUUCUUUUGUAUCUUUAAGGAUUCCUGUACCCUGACUCCUGCCCCCCCCCACCCCCGUAGUCUCACGUGGAAAGAAAUAAUGUAUUUGUGCCUUCUGUGAGGGAUGGGGGAGCAAGUGGCCCCAGGGCUCCCCACUUCCCAGCCCUCCUCCUUCUCCACGUCCCCCACAGCAAUAAGAGCUUCCCACACCCAUAUUCCUCCCCCGAUGUGUAGUUUGAACAAAUAUA
Lepus europaeus (European hare) is the source of this 2980-nucleotide messenger RNA. It is a transcript of the gene CALCOCO1, whose product is annotated as calcium binding and coiled-coil domain 1. Lineage: Eukaryota; Metazoa; Chordata; Mammalia; Lagomorpha; Leporidae. Bases 95 to 2170 code for a protein of 691 amino acids. The transcript has 15 exons. The record is from RefSeq and is a predicted model, not a curated record.